UACACCACGAGCAAUUGGAUGCAACUAGUGUCAUACAGUUAGUAUUCCGAGGUGUUACAUGGUGAAAACAUCAACAUAGUAAUUCAAAUUAAAAAAAUUUUCUCAAUUUUCUCUCUCUCUCUCUUCUUCUAAACUUCAAGAUUGCGAUCAUAUUUAAGAUAUAUUAAGUAUAAUCUAACUGUGAAAGGAAACGAAGAAGAAAUUAUUAAAACAUUAUGAGGUAUAAACACAUCAUUCUUGUCGGUGCAUCACUAAUUAUGACGCUGUGCAUACUUUCCGGACUUAUGUACUACUUCAAUCAAGACAAGUGUCCUGUCGGUACGUUCCUCUGUCAUAAGAGCACUAUAUGUAUGCCGCAACGUAGCUGGUGCAAUGGUAUACCGGAUUGUCCAUUUGGCGACGAUGAAGACAUGGAAAAUUGCUUUGACAUGCACGGAACGUGGGAUUGGUUUAUGAAAGACAGAGACUGGGAAAACUUGGAAAAUUGCGAUGCAUUCGAGGACGCACUAGAUGACGAUAGAUGUGUCUAUGAUGUAUGUCGUGUGUCUUGUACGAAUUAUACCGAAAUACCUCAGAAAUUGUCAUCAAACGUCACAGCGAUUUUUUUAGCCGAAAAUUUACUUACGCAUUUGUCUCGUAAUGCAUUAUCGAAAUAUCCAAAGAUACGCUUACUAUAUCUCGAUAAUAAUAAUAUAGUCGAAUUGGAAAAAGGAGCAUUCCUCCACCAAACUGAAUUGUUUUGGUUAGUUCUCACGAAUAAUAGGAUCAAGGAAAUAUUACGUGGACAUUUAACGGGAUUGGAUAAAUUGGAAACCCUGAGGCUGGAUCAAAAUAAAAUUGCGACGGCAAAUUUUUCUGAUUUGGAAAAUAGCACCACUGUGUACUUGAUAGAUCUGAGCAAGAACAUGUUGACGGAAUCUACCCUCAAACUACCACAAUUACCGACAUUGGGAGAAAUAAUAUUAGAUGGAAAUCGCUUCGAGUCGAUAACGGAAGAUUUAUUCGCCGGAUGCCCCGCUUUGAAAUCACUGAGUAUGGAGGACAAUAGCAUAACCAACAUCAAUGAGAACGCGUUCCGAAAUUUGCAACAACUUGUUGAGCUUAACUUGGCCUACAACAGGAUAGUCAUGAUACCGUCAAACGUAUUCCAGCCUGUAAAUAAUUUAUCGAAGUUAUUAAUUGGUUACAAUCCUAUCGUCGAAUUACCAAUGACGCUCUUUAAUCCACUGAACAAUCUUCGCUCUUUAGGUGUCGAGGAUAUAAACAUGGACAAUAUGGAAAAGAACGCAUUCGAUAUAUUUCCAAAACUUGAUUUCGUAUACUUCAAAAAAUUUCACUACUGCAUGACCUAUGCACCAAAGGUACAAAAAUGCAGACCCAUUAGUGAUGGUGUGUCGUCGACAUCCCAUUUGCUGAGUAAAUCUCUAUUAAGAGCUGCUGUUUGGAGCAUAUCUUGUGUCACUUGUCUCGGUAAUAGUCUUGUUCUUUGGGGAAGAUUCACCGCCAAGGAUGAAAACCGUGUUUUAAGUAUUAUUAUCAGAAAUCUUGCAGUGUCCGACAUGUUGAUGGGAAUAUAUCUCUUCAUAAUCGCUAUAGAAGACGCAAGGUUCCGCGAUAACUACCAACAGGAAGCGAGUACGUGGAUGUCCUCGUGGUCCUGUACGCUUCUUGGAGCGCUGGCAAUGAUGUCAUCUGAGGUUUCUGUGUUCAUCCUGUCAUUCAUGUCCGUGGAGCGAUUUAUUUUGAUCGCAGCACCUUUGAAAGGCCAUCGCACCAUGACUUUUCAAGCUGCAUCCUCGUCGAUGAUUGUCAUCUGGAUUAUCGGAUUUAUCCUUGCUCUUAUGCCAGUAAUCCACUGGAGAAGCAGCACGAGAUACUAUGGUGUCAAUGGAAUGUGCUUUCCUCUACACAUAGACGAUCCAUAUCUAAUAGGCUGGGAAUACUCGGCCUUUAUCUUCCUGGGACUUAAUCUCCUCGGAUUGAUGAUUAUUGGUUACGUUUACGCUGCCAUGUUCGCCAGCAUUUGGAGAACACGCCACGCCACACCGUUAUCGGUCGGCGAUUCCGAGUUUGCUCUCAGAUUCUUUCUAAUCGUAUUGACAGAUGCGGCGUGUUGGGCACCGAUCAUAGGAUUGAAGAUUCUCGCCAUGAUGAACUAUCCUGUGCCACCUGAUUUGCACGCUUGGGUAGUGAUCUUCAUUCUGCCAGUGAAUAGCGCGAUUAAUCCGUUGUUAUAUACUUUUACCACGCCGAAAUUUCGUGAGAGGUUCAACGAGAGUUGGUUCGGAAGAAUGCGCAUAUAUAUGUCGAGGAAAUAUUCCAGACAAGAUUCACAGGAAUCGGCCUGCCAACAAAAGACCACCAACAAAACUACAAUUACUGAUAAAAACGCGACUUAAUUAUUACCCAUCUGGACUAAACAUAAUAAAGAGAAGAGAAGAAUACCACCGUUCGUCGAUUUUAGCAAUGAAAAGAUUUUAUUCGAAAAGUAGAGUUAAAAAUUAAUAAACUCGUCUAAUAAAUAUAUAUUGAGCUCCUUAAAUGUUACAUAAAUUACUAUCGCCGAUAUUUUUUUGUGCGCAUAACAGAUAGUUAUAAAUGUAGUUAUA
Molecule: messenger RNA, 2609 nt
Organism: Cataglyphis hispanica
Lineage: Eukaryota; Metazoa; Arthropoda; Insecta; Hymenoptera; Formicidae
Gene: Lgr3
Product: relaxin receptor 1
Exons: 21
Coding region: 216-2399 (727 amino acids)
Biological process (GO): G protein-coupled receptor signaling pathway
Cellular component (GO): membrane
Molecular function (GO): G protein-coupled receptor activity; protein binding
Source: RefSeq, a predicted model, not a curated record